Molecule: messenger RNA, 1767 nt
Organism: Adineta ricciae
Lineage: Eukaryota; Metazoa; Rotifera; Eurotatoria; Adinetida; Adinetidae
Source: the annotation of a GenBank genome assembly
AUGUUGUUCGAAUAUUUACCAAUUGAAUUAUUUUAUGAAAUAUUCUCGUAUCUUUCUGGAGGUUAUAUUUUAAAAGCAUUUUAUUCAAUUAAUAUGCAUUUGAAUAAUGUGUUAAUUGGAUACAAUCAUUAUAUAUUAGAUUUAUCUCAAUUGGAUAUGUCGAAAAAAGAAUUUCAUCUAAUUUGUUCGUUUUUACGAUCAAAUCAAAUUGUUGGAUUAAAAUUAAGUGAAAAUGAAUUUAAUGUUGUUAAUCGAUUUCUAUUGACUUUUGCCAAUAAACAACAAAUAUUAACUCGUCUUCGUUCAUUUUGGACUGACGAUACAAUCGAAGUUGAUCGACAAUUUCUCUCAAAAUUUGCAUCAAUUGUUAAUUACAAUCAACUUAGUUCCGUUCGAUUCGAUCGUAUUCGAUCAUCCAAGAACUUUGUUCGAUUCGAUUAUUCAUUGAAAUCGUUGACACAUCUUGCUGUAUGUUCUAGUAAACAAUUUCUUCAAUUAGUAAAAAAGAUACCAACUAAUUUAACUUUUUUACAUAUGUAUUUUAAUUCGAUUGAUGAUAUGGAUCAAUGUAUUCGUUUUAAUAUUCAUCAAUUAAAAUCAUUAGGAAUCGGUAUAAAAUGCACGUCGAUGAAUAUUCAACAAUUCAUUAACAAAUUUCAAUAUUAUCAAUGGAGACAAUUAGUUCAAUUGAAUCUCAAUUUAAAUGUUGACUUUCAUCUACAAUUUGUCAUGUUACAAGAUAUUUUUUCGAAUAUGUUUAGAUUAAAACAUUUAGUUUUAAUAUUAAAUCAACCAUUAACAGCAGAUAAUGAUUUAUUAAAUGGAAUUGUAUGGGAAUCAUAUAUAACAACAUCACUUAUUGAUUUAAAAACAUUUAAUUUUCAAUUGCCGACAUCCAAAACGUCAGAACAACGAAUAGAUUCUCUUUUAAAAACAUUUCGAACAAAAUGGUGGUUAAAGAAAAAGCAAUGGUUUAUCGAAUAUGAUUAUCAUAAACAACUACUUAUAACUGUGCCAUAUUUUGCUUCGACUAGGUGUGAUAAUCGAAAUACAUAUUCACUUGGUGACAUUAUGAAUUGGGAUAUUUUCUAUCGAAAUAUUAAUCAUUUACAAAUAGAUUUAUCAGAAUAUGGAGAUAAUGACCAAAUAUUUAUAACUGAACCUACUCGGCGAUCACCACGCUUUAAUAAUUUGGAUCGACUUGUAUUGAUUGGAUAUUUAUCAGAAUAUGUUUGUAAUCAAAUUCAGGAACAAGUCAAUUUGAAUCGAGUCAAAUAUUUUAGCUUUGGAUCAAUAGCCGAAAGUGCAAAUACAUUUAUUCGAUUAUUGGAAAAUAUGCCUAAUCUUUAUUACCUUUGUAUUCGAGAUUCAAAAGUUUGUGAUAUAUUUAACUCAUGGUCUUUAAGCUUUCCUUCGGUUCGUAAACUUAUUCUUGCUGAUUACGAGUCAAAAACGAGAACAGAACUGUUCCAUCAUUUGAUUUUUCUCUUUCCUCGAUUAACUGAUUUAACAGUAAAUUAUCAAUCACGAAGUAUGAUUCUCUAUUUAAUCAAUGAAUUUGUUCAUCUAGAGAAACUCACUUUACAUUUAACUCCAAAUCAAUAUGCUCCAAAUCCAACAUGGAUCAGUAAACAUUCAAGAUUAGAAAUGAAUGAAUUCGAAUCGAAAGUAUUCAACUAUAAUGAUCAAACCAAAAAGUUCAUUUUGUGGAUUAAUGCCGAAAUGAUAUCUCAUCGUCAAACGCGAAGAAAAUGUACAGUUCAAUAG